Chironomus riparius is the source of this 681-nucleotide messenger RNA. The record is from the annotation of a GenBank genome assembly. Lineage: Eukaryota; Metazoa; Arthropoda; Insecta; Diptera; Chironomidae.
UGUCAAGUUUGCUAUCACAACUCAAACGCAUCCAAUACAGUAAACAACUUCAAAUCUCAAAAAACUCAAAAAAAUUAAAAUUUGUAAAAUGGCAACCAAAAUUUGUAUCGCAUUGUUCGCUCUCGUAGCUGUUGCUCUCGCUAUGCCAGGCGGUGAUGGUGGACACCACCACGUCAAGGUCAAUGUCCCAUACCACAUUCACACCGUCCAUCAUCAUCAUGUUGAGAAGGUUCCAGUCUACAAGAAAAUUGAAGUUCCAGUCGUCAAGGAAGUCAAGGUUCCAUUCCCAGUUCAUGUUCCAGUCAAGGUACCAUACCCAGUCGUCGUUAAACCACAUGUUGUCACAGUCCCAGUCCAUCACUACCCAGUCCAUACAUCAGAACAUCAACAUGAAUACUCAAGCGGACAUUCAGCAGGUGGACACUCAGCUGGUGGAGACAUCAGUGGACACGGACAUGGAUGGUAAACACUGUGAUAUUAGGAAUAGCCAAUGGAGCCCUUAAAGAAGCUGUAGCAUCGUCAAAUUUUUGUGUAAUGCCGUUAAAAAAUAUUUUUUGGAGUUUUUUUAGCUAAACAAAUUUCAUAGCAGUAAGCUUAAAAGCUUUCUGAAUAUUGUAAAUAUUCUUACUACUUAAACUACCUUUAACUCUCAUGUGAUGUCAUUGUUUUCUACUGUUUGGA